AUGGAGCAGCUCUCGAGGAAAUUCGGAAAAAAAUCUUUCUUUCCGGGUCGUAAUACCCAAGUUGUUUCACUCGUUGAUAGCAUCCUCUUGAUCACAAUGGCCAAAAGCUCCUUCAAACUAGAGCAUCCUCUGGAGAGGCGACAAGCUGAAGCUGCUCGUAUCAGAGAAAAAUAUCCUGACAGAAUUCCGGUUAUUGUGGAAAAGGCUGAAAGAACUGACAUACCCGACAUUGACAAGAAAAAGUAUCUGGUACCUGCUGAUCUGACUGUAGGCCAGUUUGUUUAUGUGGUCAGAAAGCGUAUUAAGCUCAGUGCUGAAAAGGCCAUUUUUAUCUUUGUCAAGAAUGUUCUGCCACCUACUGCUGCUAUGAUGUCUGCAAUAUAUGAAGAAAACAAAGAUGAGGAUGGGUUUUUGUACAUGACGUACAGUGGGGAGAAUACGUUUGGAUUGUUUUGAAGUGCAUGCUAAUGGAAAAAGGUUGAUGAUUGAUGUGAUGUGAAUAUGGUGAUUUGGGCAACAUGAAUAUGUACAUUCUUACUCUAUUAUGGUUAUUUGGAUACUUUUCUAUUAGGUUCAGGCCUAUGUCUUCUCUUUGCUUUUUCCUUGAUUUGGCAAUUUGAAAUGUUUUUACUUUUUAUGUUGGAAGUUGGAAUUAGUUGAUGGUAAUGUGAAUGAAUGGUGUUUGCUUAGUG
Molecule: messenger RNA, 692 nt
Organism: Lactuca virosa
Lineage: Eukaryota; Viridiplantae; Streptophyta; Magnoliopsida; Asterales; Asteraceae
Source: the annotation of a GenBank genome assembly